UUUUCACAGGUCACUGAGGAAAGUGAAUUGAGGAGCGAAGAAGGUGAAGGGAGGCUGAGAAUGGGGACUUCGGUGCAAGUGACGCCGCUCUGUGGAGUGUACAACGAGAAUCCACUUUCCUACUUGGUCUCAGUCGACAGUUUCAAUUUCCUCAUCGACUGCGGUUGGAACGACCAUUUCGAUGCUUCCUUGCUCGAGCCACUCUCCAGGGUAGCUUCAACUGUUGAUGCUGUUUUGCUAUCACACCCCGACACGCUGCACCUUGGUGCUUUACCAUAUGCCAUGAAGCAGCUUGGUCUAAGUGCCCCUGUGUUUGCAACUGAGCCUGUGUUCAGAUUGGGACUCCUGACCAUGUAUGAUCACUAUCUGUCGCGAAAGCAAGUGUCAGAGUUUGAUUUGUUUACACUGGAUGAUAUUGAUUCUGCAUUUCAAAACAUGACCAGAUUGACUUACUCUCAAAAUUAUUAUAUGUCUGGGAAAGGAGAAGGAAUUGUUAUUGCUCCCCAUGCAGCUGGUCACCUUUUAGGGGGGACAGUUUGGAAGAUCACAAAAGAUGGGGAGGAUGUUAUAUAUGCUGUUGACUUCAAUCAUCGGAAGGAAAGGCAUUUGAAUGGGACAGUUUUAGAGUCUUUUGUGCGCCCUGCUGUUUUAAUAACAGAUUCGUUCAAUGCUUUGCUGAGUAAUCAACCUCCGAGGCGUCAAAAGGACCAGCAAUUCUUAGAUGUCAUAGUGAAGACGUUGAGAGCAGAUGGAAAAGUAUUACUUCCUGUAGAUACUGCUGGUCGAGUAUUGGAGAUACUUUUAAUUCUGGAACAGUACUGGGAGCAGAGCAACUUAACAUAUCCUAUCUUCUUCCUGACAUAUGUUUCAUCAAGCACAAUUGAUUAUGCUAAAAGUUUUCUUGAGUGGAUGAGCGACUCAAUAGCAAAAUCCUUUGAGCACACCAGAGACAAUGCUUUUCUUUUGAAACAUGUAACACUUUUAGUCAACAAGGCUGAGCUUGAAAAGGUCCCUGAUGGUCCAAAGAUAGUCUUAUCAUCCAUGGGAAGUUUAGAGGUUGGAUUUUCUCAUGAUAUUUUUGUUGAAUGGGCGGCAGACUCAAAGAAUCUUGUACUCUUUACUGAGAGAGGCCAGUUUGCCACACUGGCACGAAUGCUCCAGGCAGAUCCUCCUCCUAAAGCUGUUAAAGUUACGAUGUCAAAGAGAGUUCCCUUAGUUGGAGAGGAGUUGGCUGCUUAUGAAGAAGAACAAAAUCGAAAAAGAAAGGAAGAAGCUCUUAAAGCUGCUCUCAUCAAAGAAGAGGAAUCAAAGCCAACUUUGGAUGCAGAACUUGGAGCAGGAGACCCUAUGGACGUGGACACUACUAAGAAACAACCAUCAUCUAAUGCUGCUAGUUUGCAAUCCGGAGCAUUCAGAGAUGUGCUGAUUGAUGGAUUUGUUCCUCCCCCAAAUUGUGCUGGGCCUAUGUUCCCCUUUUAUGACAAGUCAUCUGAAUGGGAUGAUUUUGGUGAGGUGAUCGACCCCGAUGAGUACACUAUCAAGGAUGAAGAUAUGGACCAGUUAUCAACACUGGUUGAUGGUGACCUGAAUGGAAAGCUUGAUGAAGCAUCAGCAAGCUUGCUACUUGAUACAACACCGUCGAAAGUAGUGUCUUCAGAACAAACAGUCUAUGUCAAGUGCUCACUGCUUUAUAUGGACUUUGAAGGCCGCUCUGAUGGCAGCUCAAUCAAAAAGAUUCUUGGUCAUGUUUCCCCAUUAAAACUUGUCUUGGUGCACGGAUCUGCAGAAGCAACCGAACAUUUGAAGCAACACUGUCUAAAAUCCGUCUGUCAGCAUGUUUAUGCUCCUCAAAUUGAAGAAUCAAUCGAUGUCACUUCUGAUUUAUGUGCUUACAAAGUUCAACUUUCUGAGAAAUUAAUGAGCAAUGUUCUGUUCAAGAAGCUUGGCGAUUAUGAGAUAGCAUGGGUUGACGCCGAAGUGGGAAAGACAAAUAACGGUACAUUGUCUUUGCUUCCUCUCUCCGCCUCUGCUCCGCCACAUAAAACAGUUUUGGUGGGCGAUAUAAAAAUGGCAGAUUUCAAGCAAUUUCUUGCAAGCAAAGGUUUCCAGGUGGAAUUUGCCGGUGGAGCCUUGCGCUGUGGGGACUACGUGACUCUACGUAAAGUCGGAGAUUCCAGCCAAAAGGGUGGUGGCAAUAUUCAAUACAUCAUUCUUGAAGGCCCCUUAUCCGAGGAGUACUACAAAAUUCGUGAUCAUCUCUACUCACAAUUUUAUGCACUAUAAUUAUUUGCAUCCUUUUAUCUUUUUUCUAAAUUUUAUUUUAUCUCAAAAAAAUGAUUCGAUUUUCUAUUUAUGUUGUAAAUUAGCCCGAAUUAUUUCAUCUAACAUUACCAGAUUUCACAGCAGAUUUUGCAGUUGUUCCAAUUGGAUCUGAUCUGAUCUGGCAUGGCAGCUGCAGCUGCAGCUGCAGCGCCACUUUCAUGGGGUCACGUGGUGCUCACGUGAUCUAACGUGGUUUGGCAGGUUUAGGUUAAGUCCAAAUCUAGCGGUUUAACAUGUUGGAUUCGGUUGCACCACAAAGAUCUACAUAUAUAUAACAUGUUUUACUGUCGUUA
Andrographis paniculata is the source of this 2615-nucleotide messenger RNA. Its product is annotated as cleavage and polyadenylation specificity factor subunit 2. The record is from RefSeq and is a predicted model, not a curated record. The transcript is spliced from 18 exons. Gene Ontology annotation, molecular function: RNA binding. Gene Ontology annotation, cellular component: mRNA cleavage and polyadenylation specificity factor complex. Gene Ontology annotation, biological process: mRNA 3'-end processing by stem-loop binding and cleavage. Bases 61 to 2283 code for a protein of 740 amino acids. NCBI's taxonomy places the organism in Eukaryota, Viridiplantae, Streptophyta, Magnoliopsida, Lamiales, Acanthaceae.